UUUAGGCGCUGGUCGCCUGCGCUUAAACAACAUGAUGGACACGUUUUUAAAAUUUACAUUUAUUUCACUUGUAUAUAAUAUUGGAGCUCAUGGACAAGAAGUUAAAGACAGGUACUACCCACGUUACCACCUGGCUCCGCCCUACGGGUGGAUGAACGAUCCCAAUGGAUUUUGUGUCUACAACAACGAGUACCAUCUCUUUUACCAGCACAACCCUAACAGCAGCUUGACGUCCACGCUCGUGCACUGGGGUCAUGCCAAGAGCCCCGACCUCGUCAGUUGGGAACACCUCCCCAUUGCCAUGUACCCUGACCAGUGGUACGACGCAGGUGGAGUAUUUUCUGGAAGUGCGCUAGUUGAAAAUGAUACUAUGCACAUAUUCUACACCGGAAAUGUAAACUUUGAAGGACAAACGCCUGACCAUGCCAAUCGGCAAGCUUACGCAACGAGUACAGAUGGAGUCACUGUUACUAAAUACGCAAGUAACCCGAUCAUUCCUGGUGACGACCGCCAGCCAAAUUUCCGUGAUCCCAAAGUUUGGAAACACGAAGAUACGUACUACAUGGUCUUGGGAAAUUCCUACAAUAACGACAGCUUAGGUCGCAUUCUUCUAUACUCUUCCACUGAUAAGAUAAAUUGGAACGAAGUGUCUGUUCUCGACCAAUCUACCGGCACCCUUGGCUACAUGUGGGAAUGCCCUGAUUUCUUCGAGCUCGACGGAAAAUAUGUACUUCUGUUUUCACCACAAGGUGUUGCGGCUCAGGGGGAUAAAUACAAGAACUUGUACCAAACUGGUUAUAUAGUUGGUGAUUUUGAUUACUCGACUCUUAAAUUUACUCCUACAUCCGAAUUCAAGGAACUCGAUCACGGUCAUGAUGUGUACGCAACUCAGACUGUACUGGACAACCAUGGUCGUAGAAUUGUGAUUGCUUGGUUUGAUAUGUGGGACCAAAAUUACCCGGAACGCUACGAUGGUUUUACUGGUCUCAUGACCUUACCUAGAGAAUUGAAGCUGUCUUCAGAUGGAACUAUUAUUCAGAAGCCAGUAGAAGAAAUGUCUAGAGCUCAAGGGCGCAGUUUCACCCCCGGAAGAGAGCACAGGGGAAGCUCAAGAAUAUUUACUCUACGAAACAAAGCCGGAGAAAUUAAUGUUCGUGCUGAUGCUUCCAAUAACCUUUAUUUAUACAUUGAGUCCGGAUCUGUGCGAGUGACCCUAUCUUACGAUGCAGCCAAGGGCCAGGUGACGCUGGAUCGUGGAGGCACCGACGGUGUUCGUCGCACAGAAUGGAAACCUUCAGGGCAGUUGAAAUGGAGAAUCUUUGUGGAUGCGAGCUCUGUUGAGCUGUUUUGUGGAGAAGGCGAGGUAACUUUCUCGAGCCGAUUCUUCCCUGAUGGUCCUAUCAAAGUUCGCUUAGGACAACAGUCGAGGGCUGAACAUAUUAACGUUCAUGAGAUAGUGCGCACUGUCCCUCACGGUGGGCAUGAUAACGAGAGAUGGCACGUUUGUGUUGGAGGUUAAUGUGGUCACUUAAUAUUUGGUUUGUGAGUACCUAUCGCAGAUAAUUAUCAUUAUAAACAUGUAGUACCCAAGGAAGCGUAGGAAAUUAUUUAAUUCAUAUUUAAUUCAUUAUUUAUUUAAGAUACAAUUUAUUGAACUAUAGAUAAAUUAAAUUAUUUUGUAACAUAUAUAGACACGAUGUUACAUAUGUAGACAAGCUAAAGAAGGAGAAAAAUGUAACAUGAGUUACAAACAAAAAAAUUCGUUUUGUUCUUUCGAUUCUUUGAAUGUAUUUGUACAAAAAAGUAAAUGUCAUUUUUACUUUUUUUUUCGUAAAACCUAGUUUUUGCAAAAUGUUACUUGUUACUUUUUGAUAUCUAUCAAUAAGGAUAUUUUACAGUACAUAUGGAGUUACUUUCUCGCACUAGUGCGUAAAGAGUACUUUUCGUGCAUAUACCGAAAGUUUAAAGGGCCUUAUGUACUGUAAAACAUUGUACGAUACACGUGCGAAUAGGUAAUUCGCAACUCGUGUCGUUUUAAGACACUCCCUGCGGUCCUGUUUUAAUUUAUCGCCACUCGUUUCGAAUUUCCUCUUUUUCGCACUUGUAUCGUAAAUAACUAUUAGACUACGUCCCGUAGUGGCAACAUCGCCAUCAAAUAGGCGUUUUUCACUAUGUAACAAUAAACACAUGGUUUUUUUUUGGUAUUAACUCUAAAACUAAGCGAAUUACAGAAAAGUUUACAGGACAUUUUAAAUAUGAUCAAGAAUCAGGAAUACACUACUGUUAUAAUCUUUCGGGUUACUCGUGAACACCAUGUAU
This is a messenger RNA of Cydia strobilella, 2319 nucleotides long. RefSeq names its product sucrose-6-phosphate hydrolase-like. The transcript has a single exon. The coding region runs from base 32 to 1519 and encodes 495 amino acids. Gene Ontology annotation, molecular function: beta-fructofuranosidase activity. Lineage: Eukaryota; Metazoa; Arthropoda; Insecta; Lepidoptera; Tortricidae. Gene Ontology annotation, biological process: carbohydrate metabolic process. Gene Ontology annotation, cellular component: cytoplasm. The record is from RefSeq and is a predicted model, not a curated record.